Molecule: messenger RNA, 939 nt
Organism: Procambarus clarkii (red swamp crayfish)
Lineage: Eukaryota; Metazoa; Arthropoda; Malacostraca; Decapoda; Cambaridae
Source: RefSeq, a predicted model, not a curated record
AUGGGCAAGAAGGCCAGCAGUCAGUUGGCGUGGCAGCGUCGAGCGCUCAGCUUGCGGGCGGCGGAGCUGACAGCCCAAUCAAGAGAGGCCCUGAUCAAUCAGCAGGCCAGCAGCGCACACUUACGGCUGGCGCUGAUGAAGCCGGGUCCUGGCAACAGGAAGCCGGGUGCUGGCAACAGGAAGCCUGGUCCUGGCAACAGGAAGCCGGGUGCUGUCAACAGGAAGCCUGGUCCUGGCAACAGGAAGCCGGGUCCUGGCAACAGGAAGCCGGGUCCUGGCAACAGGAAGCCGGGUCCUGACAACAGGAAGCCUGGUCCUGACAACAGGAAGCCUGGUCCUGGCAACAGGAAGCCGGGUCCUGGCAACAGGAAGCCUGGUCCUGGCAACAGGAAGCCGGGUCCUGGCAACAGGAAGCCUGGUCCUGACAACAGGAAGCCUGGUCCUGGCAACAGGAAGCCGGGUCCUGGCAACAGGAAGCCGGGUCCUGGCAACAGGAAGCCGGGUGCUGGCAACAGGAAGCCGGGUGCUGGCAACAGGAAGCCUGGUCCUGGCAACAGGAAGCCGGGUGCUGUCAACAAUAAGCCUGGUCCUGGCAACAGGAAGCCGGGUCCUGACAACAGGAAGCCUGGUCCUGGCAACAGGAAGCCGGGUCCUGGCAACAGGAAGCCGUGUCCUGGCAACAGGAAGCCUGGUCCUGACAACAGGAAGCCUGGUCCUGGCAACAGGAAGCCGGGUCCUGGCAACAGGAAGCCGGGUGCUGGCAACAGAAAGCCUGGUCCUGGCAACAGGAAGCCGGGUGCUGUCAACAAUAAGCCUGGUCCUGGCAACAGGAAGCCGGGUCCUGGCAACAGGAAGCCGAAUACUGGUAACAUGAAACCAGAUCAACAGCGCCACAUAAGAAAGGAAACCUUCCCGAAGUACAAGAGAAGAAGCUGGUGA